GCAUAGCCAGAGCAAUGACCUUAAUGGAACAGAGCUUUCAGGAGUCUCCUCCACACCCUUCUGACGCGGCCAAGGCAGACAUGGAUGUCUCAGGAGGGAAGGAGAAGGCUGUGCACCUCUCCACGGCAAGGACUGGAGUGCUGGUGCCCAAGCAGCGAGCAACAGGAAGGCUGAUCAUGCACAGCAUGGCGAUGUUUGGAAGGGAGUUCUGCUAUGCUGUGGAGGCUGCCUUUGUCACGCCGGUGCUGCUCAGUGUAGGGCUGCCCAAGAACCUGUACAGCCUGGUGUGGCUCAUCAGCCCCAUCCUGGGCUUCGUGCUGCAGCCCGUGGUAGGUUCUGCCAGUGAUCACUGCGCCUGUAGCUGGGGCAGGAGGCGACCUUACAUUCUGGGUCUGGGCAUCAUAAUGCUGGUAGGCAUGGCUUUGUACCUCAAUGGGGACGAGAUGGUCUCAGCUUUCAUCGGUGAAAGAGACAAGCAGCGGACAUGGGCAAUAGUCAUUACCAUGCUGGGAGUAGUGCUUUUUGAUUUUGCAGCUGACUUUAUUGAUGGCCCCAUCAAAGCAUAUUUAUUUGAUGUCUGCUCUCAUCAAGAUAAAGAGAAGGGUCUGCAUUAUCAUGCCCUAUUUACAGGCUUAGGAGGAGCGCUGGGCUACCUGACAGGUGCUGUGGACUGGGGUGAAACUGUACUAGGAUACACCUUGACGUCAGAAUUCCAGGUGAUUUUCCUCUUGUCAGCCUUGGUUUUCCUCAUCUGCCUUAUUGUACAUCUACGCAGUAUUCCUGAAGUCCCACUCAGAUGUGACAAUGAAGAGACAAAGCUCUUGUUGGAAGUGACUGAGCCCUAUAAGUACAGCUCCAUAGAGGAAAUCAAGAAAGGAUACUUAUCAUGUACUGACUUAAAUGCUACAAGUAAGCCGAAGAAAGGUACUGACACAUCAUGUACAGAGGCUCAAAGGCGGAUGACACUUAAAUCACUCUUGAAGACUCUUUUAAGCAUGCCAUCCCAUUAUCGCUAUCUGUGUGUGAGCCACCUCUUUGGAUGGAUGGCUUUCCUGUCCAACAUGCUCUUCUUCACGGAUUUCAUGGGACAGGUUGUGUACCAGGGUAGUCCUUAUGCUUCUCAUAACUCCACACUUUACCAUACCUACAGAAGAGGAGUGGAGGUUGGAUGCUGGGGGUUGUGCAUCAAUGCAAUUGCAUCUUCAGCCUAUUCUUACCUGCAGAAAGUCCUUCUACCAUACACAGGAUUAAAGGGACUUUAUUUCAUUGGAUACCUACUUUUUGGACUAGGCACUGGGUUGAUUGGCUUGUUUCCCAAUGUCUAUUCCACUUUGGUUCUGUGUUCACUUUUUGGAGUCAUGUCCAGCACUCUGUAUACUGUGCCGUUCCAGCUCAUUGCAGAGUAUCACAAAGAAGAAGAGGACCUGAAUCUGCAGCAGAAAGAACAAGGCAUGGAGCACGGGAGAGGCAAGGGCAUUGACUGUGCUGCUCUCACCUGCAUGGUCCAGCUGGCACAGAUCAUUCUUGGUGUGGGCCUUGGUCUCUUGGUCAGUGUUGCCGGCAGUGCAGUCACUGUGAUUUCAGCAUCAAUGGUGGCACUGGUUGGCUGCUGCUUUGUUGCUUUUUGUGUUCGAUAUGUGAGGUAAGACUGUGUGAAACAAUUGGAAGAAAAAAACCCAGAAGAUCAGCACUGUUGCCAUCCUGGUACUGCUGGUACCUCCUCCUCCCUUACCUGCUUGGAGCAGCUGCAAUUACGGAGCAUCACUUAACCACAAAGUGAAGACUUGAUGAAAUUGGUUGCCUAAUGCCUCAGGUAGAAAGCUUCUCCAUUCUGAGUGCUUUACUACUGCCUUCCUGCUGACCUCAGUGCAUGGACAUGCUAUUACACUUGAAGACACAUCUGCCUGUGGUAUGUUGAUACCCUACAUGAGGAGUCAUCGUGAAACUCAUUAUCAGUUUGUGGAAGAGAAUAGAUGAAGUAUGUGUUGAAUUGAAGAAGUUGAUUGAACAGAGCUAAGAUUAAACUUUUUUUUUUCUUCUCAUUUUCAUCUUAGUUUUGGGGAUAUUCCUUUUGAUGGUCUAAAGCUGCAGGAGCAUCAAGCAGGUGUCAGAGGUCAUGUGUCACCAUGUUGCAUGGUUAGUAUGUAGGUCACUCCAAAAGUAAUGCCUCCUAUUUAUUUCCACAAAAGCUAUGACAGAUUCAAAGAGACAAUUACACUUUUCGAUAAAGCAAAUUCUCACCUGCAAAAUGCCACCAUUAGCUACGUACCUUUGCCAGUGAUGAAAGAAAGCCUUCAUUCAUCAGUGGAGAUGGCCCACUGUCGCACCACCCACCACCAUGCCAAUAUCCACUCUUUUGAUCUCCACAAACAUUCAGCAAGUGUUGGUGAAUGU
Molecule: messenger RNA, 2394 nt
Organism: Centrocercus urophasianus (Greater sage-grouse)
Lineage: Eukaryota; Metazoa; Chordata; Aves; Galliformes; Phasianidae
Gene: SLC45A2
Product: solute carrier family 45 member 2
Exons: 7
Coding region: 15-1646 (543 amino acids)
Biological process (GO): transmembrane transport
Cellular component (GO): membrane
Molecular function (GO): sucrose:proton symporter activity
Source: RefSeq, a predicted model, not a curated record